AAACCAGAUCAAUAAACCUAUAAAAGAACUAGAUAAAGUUAUCUCUAAGGUACUUUCUAGCUCUGAAUCAUACUCUUACUCUGGUGUGAUCUGAGUGUCACGCUCUUCCGGAGCUGGAGGGCGAAUUGAGUCGUCUAGGGGACCAGGACAGCACCCGAGACAACACGCUGCUCAUCUAGGCCACAGGAGUUACCCACCCGCCCAGGCCAGUCGUGGUCCACGCCCACGUGCAGCUGCCCGGCGCAGGGAGCCAAAGUCACGCCCCCGCGCGCCAGUGGCGCUCCGAUUGGACACUAAGUGGCCGGAAGAGGUGAGGUUGAUUGGCAAGGGUGUGGCCUGCAAUGUGCAGGGGAACAUGGCGGAGUGCGCGGGGAAGCGGCCCUGUGGCCUGAGUGAACAUGGCCAAAGGAUUGAGUGGCGGAAAUGGAAAAAAAAGAAAAAAGAGGAGAAAAAGAAGUGGAAAGACCUCAGGCUGAUGAAGAAACUUGAACGGCAGCGGGCACAGGAGGAACAGGCAAAGCGCCAGGAGGAGGAGGCGGCAGCUCUGCAGAGGGAGGACCAGGGGCGGCCUUACACCCUGAGCGUGGCCCUGCCAGGCUCCAUCCUGGACAACGCCCAGUCACCUGAGCUUCGCACCUACCUGGCAGGCCAGAUUGCCAGAGCCUGCGCCAUCUUCUGUGUGGAUGAGAUUGUGGUGUUUGAUGAAGAGGGCCAAGACACCAAGACUGUGGAGGGGGAAUUCAUGGGAGUCGGCAAGAAGGGGCAGGCAUGUGUACAGCUGGCCCGCAUCCUGCAGUACCUGGAGUGUCCACAGUACCUGAGAAAGGCAUUCUUCCCCAAGCACCAGGAUCUACAGUUUGCAGGGCUGCUAAACCCCUUGGAUAGCCCUCACCACAUGCGGCAAGAUGAGGAAUCUGACUUCCGAGAGGGCAUCGUGCUAGAUCGGCCCACCCGGCCAGGCCACGGCUCCUUUGUCAACUGUGGUAUGAAGAAGGAGGUGAAGAUUGACAAGAACUUGGAGCCUGGACUGCGAGUGACCGUGCGACUGAACCAGAAGCAGCUCUCGGAAAGCAAGACCUACCGUGGAAAAGUUGUGUCCUCACAGGACCCUCGUACCAAAGCUGGUCUCUACUGGGGCUACACUGUCCGGCUGGCCUCCUGCCUCAGUGCUGUGUUUGCUGAGGCCCCCUUCAAGGACGGGUAUGACCUGACUAUUGGGACGUCAGAACGAGGCUCAGAUGUGGCCUCUGCCCAGCUCCCCAGCUUCAGGCAUGCCCUCGUGGUAUUUGGGGGCCUUCAGGGACUAGAAGCUGGAGUGGAUGCUGACCCUAACCUGGAGGUGGCUGAACCCAGUGUCCUCUUCGACCUGUACGUCAACACCUGCCCCAACCAGGGCAGCCGUACCAUCCGCACUGAGGAAGCCAUCCUCAUCUCCCUGGCUGCCCUGCAGCCCAGCCUCACCCAGGCGGGUGCCCGGCCCAGCUGAAGUUUCUGUCAAGACAUCAGAGAAGCCGCAGUGAAGCCAGGGGUUCCUAUGGGUCACCUGGAACAGAUGCAGCCAAGACUUGUCUCUAAAAAUAACGACGUUUAAUGUGACCCAGCCCCAUAA
This is a messenger RNA of Trichechus manatus latirostris (Florida manatee), 1609 nucleotides long. It is a transcript of the gene SPOUT1, whose product is annotated as SPOUT domain containing methyltransferase 1. The record is from RefSeq and is a predicted model, not a curated record. Gene Ontology annotation, biological process: maintenance of centrosome location; miRNA processing. Gene Ontology annotation, molecular function: miRNA binding. Gene Ontology annotation, cellular component: kinetochore; mitotic spindle; spindle pole centrosome. The transcript is spliced from 12 exons. The coding region runs from base 356 to 1486 and encodes 376 amino acids. Lineage: Eukaryota; Metazoa; Chordata; Mammalia; Sirenia; Trichechidae.